Molecule: messenger RNA, 1170 nt
Organism: Saccostrea echinata
Lineage: Eukaryota; Metazoa; Mollusca; Bivalvia; Ostreida; Ostreidae
Product: V-type proton ATPase subunit G 2-like
Exons: 3
Coding region: 42-392 (116 amino acids)
Biological process (GO): proton transmembrane transport
Cellular component (GO): vacuolar proton-transporting V-type ATPase complex
Molecular function (GO): proton-transporting ATPase activity, rotational mechanism
Source: RefSeq, a predicted model, not a curated record
AGUAUUAUCACAUGAUCUGACAGUAACUGAGUAAGGAAAAGAUGGCAAGUCAAUCUACAGGGAUUCAGCAGCUACUAAAAGCUGAAAAACAGGCUGCAGAGAAAGUGGCGGAUGCUAGAAAACGUAAAGCCAAACGUUUAAAGCAAGCCAAAGAAGAAGCACAACAAGAGAUAGAACAGUACAGAGCCCAGAGAGAGGCCCAGUACAAGAAAUAUGAACAAUCAGUUCUUGGAUCUAGAGGUGAUAUGGAGAGUAAAAUAGAGGCCAGUACUCGUCAGAAGAUCAAGGAACUGGAGAGUAAUAUGGGCAAAAACAAGGAAGUCGCCAUCAAAAGACUAAUGGAAAUUGUCUUAGACAUCAAACCUGAAAUCCAUGGGAACUGGAAAAAAUAGACAUGACAUAUUUCUUAGGAAAUUGAUGGCUGAUUCCUGCUGUGGUUUUAUAAUCAUUUUAAAUGUAGGCAUUUGAAAAUUUUGUGUGUUUUAUUCAUCAGUUCCUGCCAAAUAAGCCCUUUACUUAUGAAUUCAUUGCAAUGGAAAUAAUUUUAUGUAUGAAUAGAUUUAACAAUGGACUCUGCUUAAUGAUUAAAAAACCACAGUAUGAUAUGUCAGCAAACAGCAAUCCAUGUACAUUUACAUAUUACGGGGUAGUCUUUAUGAAUUGUAUAUCCAUGAUCAUUUGUUGAGUCUAGUGUUGAUUUUGUGCUGUAGAUUGAGUAAGCCAUCCACUGAUCAUAUUGUGAUUGGUCGCUGUAUACAGAGUUAUUGUACUCGGAACUAGGUAGUUGUCCAAUUUGUUCAAUCAUCAGUAUGAAUGAGGAAGGUUGUAUUUGUAAUGUAGAACCUGAGUCUAGUCAAAAUGAAUGGUCGUAUUGUGGGCUUAUAUAUAUAUCCCAACUUUCCCUUAAAAAAAAAAAACAAUUAUUUACUGGUAUGAGUUUAUAUAUCAAGUGCAUAAAUAAAACAUUCCAUUUGUAAUGAAGUGCUGGCACAGAUGAGGGAUUAUAUCUAAAACUUAUGAACAGUUCUCAAAAGUUUCCAUCCCAGGUUACAUUUAAAAUUGUUAAGAUUGAGGUUGGAUUAAUUUAUUAUAAUUUUUGAGAAUGUGUGUAUUAUAUUAUUUUGUAUUACAUGUAUUCCUAAAAAUAUAUAUAAAGAAAUCUAUCUGUUA